Messenger RNA from Erinaceus europaeus (western European hedgehog), 3905 nucleotides. It is a transcript of the gene ANPEP, whose product is annotated as alanyl aminopeptidase, membrane. Gene Ontology annotation, molecular function: metalloaminopeptidase activity; zinc ion binding; peptide binding. The transcript has 20 exons. The coding region runs from base 555 to 3437 and encodes 960 amino acids. Gene Ontology annotation, biological process: peptide catabolic process; proteolysis. NCBI's taxonomy places the organism in Eukaryota, Metazoa, Chordata, Mammalia, Eulipotyphla, Erinaceidae. The record is from RefSeq and is a predicted model, not a curated record. Gene Ontology annotation, cellular component: cytoplasm.
AAAUGUCAACGCAAACUCACUUCAUUCUACCCUGCCAACUGAUGAUUGAGGAAGAAGUUCCUUGCCUGAGGGGAGUAGGAGGGGAAUCUGGGAGAAUUCCCUGACCCUGAGAAUACAGGAAGGCUGGACAUCCUUCCCAGGACCCAGCCCCAGGGCCGAAGUCCAGCUUUCCAACCACCUGCUCCUGGGAAGCCUUCCCAACUCUGCCCUCCAUUCUCCUGCCAUGGCGGGAGAUUGAUGCCACCUGGCUGCACCUCUCCAGGGCCCUACAGCCUGCCCUUCAGCCCCAGGCUGGCUCCAGCAGCCUGUAACCAGACACUGUUUGCUUCCCGCAGGCACCCGAGCCUCUCUCCUGGGCCACCACUAGCCUCCUGUCCAAGGGGCCUGGGUGGAGCGCCCCGUGACCUCCAUCUGUCUGCGCCCUGGUUAAUUUUUGCCCAGUCUGAGGGCCCGGCUCCUCCCCCUGGGGGAUAUAAGUCCGCCGGGGACUGCCUGCCUGCCUCCCGCCUGGCUGGCCCUGAGCCUCCCCGAGCUCCCCCCACCCCACCCUCACCAUGGCCAAGGGCUUCUUCAUUUCCAAGACUGUGGGCAUUCUGGGCAUCGUCCUGGCCGUGGCAGCCGUGAGCACCAUCAUCGCCCUGUCCGUGGUGUACUCGCAGGAGAAGAACAAGAACACAGCCAGCAGCACCACCGCCGCCCCCUCCGUAACCACCUCCCAGGCCACCACCUUAGACCAAAGCAAACCAUGGAACCGAUACCGCCUCCCCGAGUCUCUGGAGCCCCACUCCUACAGUGUGGUGCUGAGGCCCUACCUGGACCCCAAUGCUCAGGGGCUCUACAUCUUUGAGGGCAACAGCACCGUCCGCUUCAUCUGCAAGAGCGCCACCAAUGUCAUCAUCAUCCACAGCAAGAAACUUAACUACACCAGGGAGCCUAAGGUGGUCCUUCGCGGCGUGGACGCCCAGGCCCCCCAGAUUCAAAAUAUCGAGCUGGUAGAAGUCACUGAGUACCUGGUGGUGCACCUCAAGAAUAAUCUGGAGGUGAGCAAGACCUAUGAGAUGGACAGCACGUUUCGGGGGGAGCUGGCGGAUGACCUGGCCGGCUUCUACCGCAGCGAGUACAUGGAAGACAACGUGAAGAAGGUGGUGGCCACAACGCAGAUGCAGGCAGCAGAUGCCCGGAAGUCCUUCCCCUGCUUUGAUGAGCCGGCCAUGAAGGCCUAUUUCAACAUUACCAUCAUUCACCCCAAGGACCGCACGGCACUGUCCAACAUGCCGCCCAAAGGUCCCAGCAAGCCACUACCAGAAGAUAAUAACUGGCUCAUCACUGAGUUUGAAACCACACCCAAAAUGUCCACAUACUUGCUGGCCUACAUUGUGAGCGAGUUCAAGGAAGUGAACGCAGUGACUCCCAAUGACAUACAGAUCCGCAUCUGGGCUCGGCCCAGGGCCAUCGACGCAGGCCACGGCGACUAUGCGCUGAAGGUCACAGGCCCCAUCCUGACCUUCUUCGCUCAACACUAUAACACUUCCUACCCUCUCAGCAAAUCUGACCAGAUCGGCCUGCCUGACUUCAACGCCGGUGCCAUGGAGAACUGGGGGCUGGUCACCUAUCGGGAGAGCGCGCUGCUGUUCGACAACUUGACCUCCUCCAUCGGCAACCAGGAGCGGGUGGUCACUGUGAUUGCUCAUGAGCUGGCCCACCAGUGGUUUGGGAACCUGGUGACCAUCAGGUGGUGGAAUGACUUGUGGCUGAACGAGGGCUUCGCCUCCUACGUGGAGUACCUGGGCGCCGACUUUGCAGAGCCCCACUGGAAUCUGAAAGACCUCAUAGUGCUGAACGAAGUGUACCGUGUAAUGGCCGUGGAUGCGCUGGUUUCCUCGCACCCACUGUCCACCCCGGCUGAGGAGGUCAACACACCUGCCCAGAUCAGCGAACAGUUUGACUCCAUCGCCUACAGCAAGGGGGCCUCGGUCCUCCGGAUGCUCUCCAACUUCCUGACUGAGAAUGUGUUCAAGGAGGGCCUGGCGUCCUACCUCCACACUUAUCAAUACUCGAACACUGUUUACAGCAACCUGUGGGACCACCUGCAGCUGGCUGUAAACAAGCACCCCAACCUCGGUCUGCCUCGCACCGUGAGCCAGAUCAUGGACCGCUGGACCCUACAGAUGGGCUUUCCUGUCAUCACCGUGGACACCAGCACAGGGAACAUCAACCAGAAGCACUUUCUGCUUAACUCCGAGUCCAAUGUCACUCGCCCCUCACCAUUCAACUACCUGUGGAUUGUGCCCAUCUCAUCCAUGAAAAAUGGCGUCGAGCAGGACCACUACUGGCUGAAUGGUAGUGAGAAAGAGCAGAGCUCACUGUUUCAAACUGCGGCCGACGAAUGGGUCCUGCUGAACAUCAAUGUGACGGGCUACUUCCGGGUGAACUAUGACCAGAACAACUGGAGGAAGAUCCAGACUCAGCUGCAGUCCAACCUGAAGGUCAUUCCUGUCAUCAACCGGGCGCAGAUCAUCCAUGAUGCCUUCACCCUGGCCAGCGCUGGCACAGUCCCUGUCACCCUGGCGCUGAGCAACACCCUCUUCCUCAGCCAAGAGCUUGAGUACAUGCCCUGGCAGGCUGCCCUGGACAGUCUGAGCUACUUUAAGCUGAUGUUUGACCGCUCGGAGGUCUAUGGUCCCAUGAAGAAUUACCUGAGGAAGCAGGUCACCCACCUCUUCACUCAUUUCGAAACUACCACACAGAACUGGACUGUGCGCCCAGAUACACUGAUGGACCAGUAUAACGAAGUUAACGCCAUCAGCACCGCCUGCUCCAACGGGCUUUCUGAGUGUCAGACACUGGCCUCCAGCCUCUUUGCCAAAUGGAAGGACAACCCUGAUAACAACCCGAUCCACCCCAACCUGCGCUCCACCAUCUACUGCAAUGCCAUCGCCCGGGGCGGUGUGGAAGAGUGGGAUUUUGCCUGGGGGCAGUUCCGAAAUGCCACCAUAGUGAACGAGGCGGACAAACUCCGUUCAGCCUUGGCUUGCAGCAACGAGGUCUGGAUUCUGAACAGGUACCUGGAUUACACCUUGAACCCCAACCUCAUCCGGAAGCAGGAUGCCACCUCCACCAUUAGUAGCAUUGCCAGCAACGUCAUUGGGCAAGAUCUGGCCUGGAACUUUGUGCGGGACAACUGGAAGAAGCUUUUCCAGGAUUAUGGUGGUGGCUCCUUCUCCUUCUCCAACCUCAUUCAGGCCGUGACCCGACGAUUCAACACUGAGUCUGACCUGCAGCAGCUGGAACAGUUCAAGAAGGACAACGCCGACAUAGGCUUCGGCUCAGGCACCCGGGCUCUGGAGCAAGCCUUGGAGAAGACCAAGGCCAACAUCAAGUGGGUGAACGCCAACAAGAAGGCCGUGCUCGAUUGGUUCAUACAGAAUAGCCAGUAGUCAGUGCCCUAGUCCCUGAAGCCACCCCUUAUCCGAGACACACACGUGCCUGUUCCUGUGGCCCACGACGGCACCCUCACCCUCACUCCCAGGUCCUGAGCACCGGUGACCCCCACCCACCUAAAGGCAGUCUCGUCAUGUGCCUUCUGCUCUGCCAUGGGGCCAGUCCAGUGCCUGAUGCUCAGACUGUCCAGACUGUACCCCUCGUACCAACUCCACCUCAGGCCUAGCAGGAUGCCCAUCACCCAGAGGCCUGGGGCUGAUCUCAGGGAAGCCCAACUCCAGGCUAGAUGAGUCCAAGCCCUCAGUGGACAAUGGAUGGCCUUAGGGAACUGCCCCGAGCCCUCUCAUCUCCCCACAAAGACCCUGGACCAAAGUAAGCCGCAAGACAUCAGAUCUAUAUCUAUAUAUAUAUAUAUUUUUUUUUUUUUUCCUAAAAGAAAAUGUAAAUAAAGGGUUUCUAGCUGA